Molecule: messenger RNA, 1032 nt
Organism: Camellia sinensis
Lineage: Eukaryota; Viridiplantae; Streptophyta; Magnoliopsida; Ericales; Theaceae
Source: RefSeq, a predicted model, not a curated record
CAAGCCACAUAAGAGGUGAAAAGGUUCGGUGAAAUACUCCUAAAAUGAUAUAUAGCAUCCCUCUUCUCAUGACUUUAUUUGUUUAAUAAUACUAUAAUGACCACAAUUUUUUACCAUAUUAGGUUUUACCAUCUCAUGUGUUACAACUUCAUUGCAAACAAACAUCUCAUCUAUUACAGCUGCAUUGCAAAACAUACAUGAGUGGUGGAAGUAUGUUUCCAAUGCAGUUGUGAAACGUGAGGUGAAAAACAAAAUGUGAAAAGAAAUUUGUGGUCAGUCUAGAAUUAUUGAUAUUUGUUUUUUGUAUUCUUUGUGAGGCGAUUACCUGAUGUUCAUGUACUCGCGAAGGUAUGCCUAACUUUCUACAUCACAUCUCCACAUCUGAAAACCAUCAAGUGUUUUUUGGGUGCAAACUAAAGAACUGCUCCAUGUUUCCCAAAGAACAGAUCUUCUUACUUCUAAUCAGCUUUUGGCAUUCCUUAUAAAGCAAGAAAUGCAUCUGCUGCCGCCAUCCAUCAAAAACUGAUAACCAGUACUCUCUCUCUCUCUAUUUCUCUCUCUAUACAUUAUUAAGUUCAACAUGGUCCAUAUUUGUAGCUGAUUGUUAUACAACAUUUCAUCUAAUUUUCAUCAAUAAUAAGUUUUGAUCACUUUAUAAGAUGUAUGUUUGGAUCUGGCAGAGUAAACCAGAGACAAAACCCUAGGAUAAUUCAAUAAGAAGAGAUGGGAAGAGGAAAAAUUGUCAUCAGAAGAAUCGAUAAUUCAACGAGCAGGCAAGUGACUUUCUCAAAGCGCAGAAAUGGAUUGCUUAAGAAAGCCAAGGAACUAUCAAUUCUUUGUGAUGCCGAAGUUGGAGUGAUUGUCAUCUCCAGUACUGGAAGGCUCUAUGAAUUUGCAAGCCCUAGCAUGAGAUCAAUAUUUCAACGAUACAACAAUGAGCAGGAGAAUCAUCAGCUUUUGAGUCCUACUUCAGAAGCCAAGGUAUUCUUUCAUGAGCAACUCACCUAUUACCCUGCAAGCUUCCUGCAUUAG